UUAUAUAAAUUAACCAACCACUUCUUAUAUAUGGAGAAUACACUCCUGAAUAGUAGUAAUCAGAUUCCAGAAGACGACCAAAGAGGAUGGGAUUAUUCAACAAUGCUUUCCAAUAUGGAAAAGUAUGUUAAGACUUCCAGCUCUUACUGUCUCUGAGAUGUUCCAAAAGAUGCAAUGGAUAUCUUAACCCAGAUGAGUUCUGGGAUUUAUUUCUCAGCUGAUAUGUGGAAUAUGCUUCCUGCACUAAAUGCUUUUUGGACAUCACCGAAUCUGAUUGAAGACUAUUAUGGCCAAGUUGGAGUUCCUCUGCAAUAUUAUUCUUAUUUUUCUCCCUUCCAAGGGAGUAGUAGGAACGAUAAGUAUGAAUCUAAGUCAGAUUCUACUACCAAGGACUUCGGCCCAAGUGACGAAGCACAGCUAGCUUAUUCGAAAAUAGACAUCAAGUCACAAGAGGUUAACAACACCAGAUCUAAGACAGAGGACCUCGACAACUAUAUUGAAGAGGUAGUCUACAAAUCCAACGAUACUAAGAGAAACAGAGUGGUGUACAAAUGCAAGUUUGAAGGCUGCUCUAAGAAAUGCUCCAAGAGAUGGAAUUUGAUAGACCACAUCAAAAUGCACUUAGGAGUUAAACCUUAUGAGUGCGAACAAUGCGGUGCUAGGUUUACCCAGAAGGGAAACCUGAAGAAGCAUCUCAAAGUACAUCUUGUGCCUAGCUUGAAUCAACGCAAGGUACAUAAAUGCAAGUACUGCUCUAAAUCUUACACUGAGCGGUACAAUUUGAUGCAUCAUAUGCAGACCCAUUUGUAAAUAUCCUAUUGGGUCUUGCGCUGUAAGAUAGAAACUUUAACAUAGAUUCUUUACCAUAGUUCAUU
Moneuplotes crassus is the source of this 875-nucleotide messenger RNA. Lineage: Eukaryota; Ciliophora; Spirotrichea; Euplotida; Euplotidae. The record is from the annotation of a GenBank genome assembly.